This is a messenger RNA of Cucurbita maxima (winter squash), 1286 nucleotides long. Its product is annotated as RING-H2 finger protein ATL58-like. NCBI's taxonomy places the organism in Eukaryota, Viridiplantae, Streptophyta, Magnoliopsida, Cucurbitales, Cucurbitaceae. The transcript is spliced from 3 exons. The record is from RefSeq and is a predicted model, not a curated record. The coding region runs from base 671 to 1159 and encodes 162 amino acids.
UCCUCAUUGCUACUUCUUCUACUGAUUUUGUUCUUAUUUGGGUUCGCUUAGUUUCAUCUAAUUGUUAUCUCUCUCGUUGAAAUCCUUGAAUUCGUCCAGAUUCGCCCCUGUUUUCAUUUGGGAGUUUUGAUAAGUUAUUUUCUGAGAUGAAUUGCUAUUCGCCCUUGUUUUGAUUUGGGGUUUUGAUAUCUUUAAUUUACUUUCUGAGAUGAACUGCUAUUCGCCCCUGUUUUCAUUUGGGGUUUUGAUAUCUUUAAUUUACUUUCUGAGAUGAACUGCUAUUCGCCCCUGUUUUCAUUUGGGGUUUUGAUAUCUUUUUAAGUUAUUUUCUGAGAUGAACUGGUAUUCGCCCUUGUUUUCAUUUGAGGUUUUGAUAUCUUUAAUUUACUUUCUGAGAUGAACUGCUACUCGCCCCUGUUUUCAUUUGCGGUUUUGAUAUCUGCAAGUUAUUUUCUGAGAUGAACUGCUAUUCCCUCAAUUGUUCUUGCUUUUUUUUCUUGAUUUUGCUGUUGGAUCUGUUAACUACAUUGUAAUCUGGAUCUGGGUAUUGCUUAUUCGUGUUAAUUUAGCUGAAUUUCUCUGUUCUUGCUUCGAUUUUUUCACAAAAACUGCAAAUUAUAUCUGGGUUUUUUUAAGAUCUAGCAGAUUAAGGAGGAGGGGUUUUGUGAAAAUGGGUUAUGAUCAUUUGGAUCAAUCUCCAGAACUGAAACUCUAUCAGUUUUUUGUGUUCUGUGUUCCAAUUCUUUUCACUUUCAUUCUUCUAUUCCUUUUCUAUCUUCUUUAUCUUCGUCGACGAAGGGCGGAUUGGAAUUCUAUUCGAAUGCGAACAUCUGAUGCAGUGAACAACAAUAACAUAUCUGCUUGUGAUGUUGGGUUGACGAAGGAAUUCAGGGAGAUGCUUCCUAUUAUUGUGUACAAUGAAACAUUCUUUGUUACUGAUACGCUAUGUUCAGUCUGUUUAGGGGAAUACCAAACAGAAGAUAAGCUUCAGAAGAUACCAUCAUGUGGGCAUGUAUUUCACCUUGACUGCAUUGAUCAUUGGCUAUCCAACCACAGCACCUGCCCACUCUGCCGUCUCUCCGUCCUUUCUCCGUCGUCCCGACCACCGCACAUACAGAUUGAGAUGGGACUCGAAUCGACAAAUGAGCAACGUCGCUAAGAAGCACCUCCUCAACAUAGUAAUCAAGCUUGUCAACAUACAACACUUCCCGUGUGAGGUCAUAAUUCGAGUUUUCAAUGGGAAAGAAUCAUUCAAAAAGGGAUGCAACUUUGGAUAAUAAUUCAUC